CUUUACCCUGACAAGACACUAGCGAAUGUUCAACGUAACAAGCUCGCCCGCCGACGUCGGCUUCACGUCGCCUCCCAUGGUUUGACCCUCGACAAUUACACGGCCGCCACGAGCCUGAGGUGGCCGGAGCCCCCGCUACUUCACGUGCAAACACCCCGCGAUACUUGUCCUCGCCCGCCCAUUGGCCAGAUCCUUAUCAGUAGAAAAAGUGCACACCAUGGUUUGCAUCAACAUGGCGUGCAGUAGAGCCCAUUGACCACUGAGAAGGGUCCAUGACCCCAAUCUUCCGGCCUCUGUGACGUACUCAAAUCGAGUGCGACUUUCUCCCGUACCGUCACCGCGAGCCCAGGCGAACUAUCUAGCUUCCGUCAACUGUAAUUAUAUAUACCAGACUGUCUCUCCUGUGCCUUCUCUCCAUCAACCUUUGACUCUUCAACUGUGUCGGUUUCUGUCACUCUACUUCUUCCACCAGUCACCAAUACAAUCCAUCAAAUCACAAUGUCUGAGCCUGAGUUUGAGCAAGCCAGGAAGGAGCUCGUCUCCACCCUCGAGGCCUCCUCCCUCUUCUCCAAGAACCCCGAAUACAAGAAGGCUCUCGAGGUCGUCUCCGUCCCCGAGCGCAUCAUCCAGUUCCGCGUUGUCUGGGAGAACGACAAGGGCGAGUGCCAGGUCCAGAAGGGAUACCGCGUGCAAUUCAACUCCGCUCUCGGUCCCUACAAGGGCGGUCUCCGCUUCCACCCUACCGUCAACCUAUCCAUCCUCAAGUUCUUGGGUUUUGAGCAGAUCUUCAAGAAUGCUCUCACCGGCCUCAACAUGGGCGGUGGCAAGGGAGGAUGCGACUUCGACCCCAAGGGCAAGUCCGACAACGAGAUCCGCAAGUUCUGCGUUGCCUUCAUGAGGGAGCUCAACAAGCACAUCGGUGCCGACACAGACGUACCUGCGGGCGACAUCGGCGUUGGUGGUCGCGAGAUCGGUUACCUCUUUGGCGCAUACCGAGCGGAGCGCAACCGCUGGGAGGGUGUCCUCACUGGCAAGGGCGGCUCAUGGGGAGGUUCCCUGAUCCGUCCCGAGGCCACCGGUUACGGUCUCGUAUACUACGUUGAGCACAUGAUCAACUACGCGUCUGGAGGAAAGGAGUCCUUCAAGGGCAAGCGCGUCGCCCUCUCUGGUUCCGGAAACGUCGCUCAGUACGCUGCUCUCAAGCUCAUCGAGCUUGGCGCAACCGUCAUCUCCCUCAGUGACAGCAAGGGUGCUUUGAUCGCCGAAGACGACAAGGGCUUCACUCCCGAGGUCAUCAACCAGAUCGCCGCCCUCAAGCUGGAGCGCAAGGCUCUUACUGCCCUGGAGAACCACAACUUCAAGUAUAUUGAGGGUGCCCGCCCAUGGAAGGAGGUCAAGAAGGUUGACGUUGCUCUUCCUUCGGCGACCCAGAACGAAGUCUCCGAGGACGAGGCCAAGGCUCUUAUUGAGUCUGGCGCCAAGUUCAUCGCUGAGGGUUCCAACAUGGGUUGCACACAGGAGGCCAUUGAGGUCUUCGAGGCUCACCGUCGCGAGAAGAAGGGUGAGGCCAUCUGGUACGCACCCGGAAAGGCCGCCAACGCUGGUGGUGUCGCCGUCUCUGGUCUCGAGAUGGCCCAGAACUCUCAGCGUCUGUCAUGGACUGCCGAGGAGGUUGACGAGAAGCUCAAGGGCAUCAUGAAGGACUGCUUCGAGAACUGCCUGGGUACCGCCAAGGAGUACUUCACUCCUGCCGAGGGCGAGUUCCCAUCCCUCGUUGGUGGUGCUAACGUCGCCGGUUUCCGCAAGGUCGCUGCUGCCAUGCACGACCAGGGUGACUGGUGGUGAACGGGUCGCUACUAAGCGGGCUGCCUUUUGUAUAUGAUACCUUACGAUACCUUCUCAUUGGAUUUGGCGUUCGGAAGCUGGAUGCUUCCACUUGUACAUAGAUACCUUACAUGAAUAUGAUCAUGAUACACUUCAUCAUCUACUCUCUCAUUCUGUGAGCCUGAUGCUUGCUUUACAAGCGCGCCUUCCCAAUACACUGUAUUCACACAAGCUCUUUCCCAGCCAAAACCGGGACUUGUACCCGAUGAACUUUAAGGCGCACUUGCCAGCUGUGGCAUGAAUCCAAGAAAGGUAAUCAUCUUCGAAGCACAAGCAUGAUCGCGAGUCAAAAAUUCAUCACGUCA
This is a messenger RNA of Alternaria alternata, 2189 nucleotides long. RefSeq names its product glutamate dehydrogenase. Gene Ontology annotation, molecular function: L-glutamate dehydrogenase (NADP+) activity. The coding region runs from base 499 to 1845 and encodes 448 amino acids. Lineage: Eukaryota; Fungi; Ascomycota; Dothideomycetes; Pleosporales; Pleosporaceae. Gene Ontology annotation, cellular component: cytosol. The record is from RefSeq and is a predicted model, not a curated record. The transcript has 4 exons.